This is a messenger RNA of Anneissia japonica, 1004 nucleotides long. Its product is annotated as mucin-2-like. The annotation marks the transcript as partial. The transcript is spliced from 2 exons. NCBI's taxonomy places the organism in Eukaryota, Metazoa, Echinodermata, Crinoidea, Comatulida, Comatulidae. The record is from RefSeq and is a predicted model, not a curated record.
GUCCACCACCAAAUGUGACAACAAUUACACCACCACCAUUAGGCCCGUUUACAACACCCGUGUUUAGCACAACCGAAGAACCAACUACUACGCUCACGUCAACAGUGCAGUCAACAACUACAAUAACAGUUACAACAACCGAAGAACCAACUACUACGCUUACGUCAACAAUGCAGCCAACAACUACACCAAUGGUUACCACAACCGAAAAAUCAACUACUACGCUCACCUCAACUAUGCAGCCAAAAACUACACCAACACCAACGGUUACUACAACUGAAAAACCAAAUACUACGCUUACGUCAACAGUGCAGCCAACAACUACACCGACAUCUACACCAACAUUUACCACAGCCGAAGAACCAACUACUACGCUCACGUCAACAGUGCAGCCAACAACUACACCAACAGUAACCACAACUGAAGGACCAACUACUACGCUCACGUCAACAGUGCAACCAACAACUACACCAACAGUGACCACAACAGAAGGUCCAACUACUACGCUGACGUCGAAAGUGCAACCAACAACUACACUAACAGUGACAGCAACUGAAGAACCAACUACUACGCUCACGUCAACAGUGCAGCCAACAACUACACCAACAGUAACAACAAUUGAAGGACCAACUACUACGCUGACGUCAACAGUGCAACCAACAACUACACCAACAAUGGCCACAACUGAAGUACCAACUACUACGCUGACGUCAACAGUGCAACCAACAACUACACCAACAAUUACCACAACUGAAGGACCAACUACUACACUGACGUCAACAGUGCAGCCAACAACUACUCUAACGGUUACCACAACCGAAGAACCAACUACUACGCGUACGUCAACAGUGCAGCCAACAACUACACCAACAGUUACUACAGCCGAAGAACCAACUACUACGCUUACGUCAACAGUGGAGCCAAGAACUACACCAACAGUUACCACAACUGAAGAACCAACUACUACGCUCACGUCAACAGUGCAGCCAACAACUACACUAACA